Molecule: messenger RNA, 2783 nt
Organism: Oncorhynchus mykiss (rainbow trout)
Lineage: Eukaryota; Metazoa; Chordata; Actinopteri; Salmoniformes; Salmonidae
Source: RefSeq, a predicted model, not a curated record
AGGUCUGUCUGUCUGUCACUUCCUGGUUCUGCUGGCGACAAUGUGACUGUCAGUAAAAUCAGAAGCUCAUAUAUUCACUCUCGUCAAGAAAAGUCAGUAUUAGAUGGCAGGGUGGAGGGAGUGGGCGGGGCCGAGAUGAGUGCUGACCCGCUAUUGGAGGAGACCCUGAUGAAGCGGUCUCAGCAGAAGAGGUUAACGUCACCGCUGAACUACAAGGAGAGAGUGUUCGUCCUCACCAAGACCAAGCUCACAUACUAUGAGUUCAGAGCAGAGAAGAAGUUUAAGAAGGGAUCCAUCGACCUGCAGAAAGUCAGGUGUGUGGAGAUCGUGAAGAAUGGAGGAGGAGUCGUAACCUGUCAGAACAAAUACCCCUUCCAAGUGGUGUAUGACUCCGGGACUCUCUACGUGUUCGCUCCCACCUCUGAGAGUAGGAAUAUCUGGGUCCAAAUUAUCAAGGAAGAGAUCAAGGAGAACUCUGUGAUCGUUGCUAAGUUUCACCCUCAGUUCUGGCUGGAGGGGGUGUGGCUGUGCUGUCGUCAGACGGAGAAACUGGCCCCGGGAUGUGAGAAGUACAACCUGUUCGGAGACAUUUCGAGGAAACCCCUUCCCCCCAUUCCUGGAAAGGACAGCACAGAAAAAUGUCGUCGGCCUCUCCCUCCCCCACCUCCUGUACACGACCCUGAUGAUGACGAUGAUAAUGAUGAUGAUACUGGUGGUGUUGAGGAGGAGGAAGAGCAACAGGAAGUUGUGAUAGCCUUGUAUGACUUCAAUGGUCCUGAACCACAUGACCUGACUCUGACCAAGGGAGGAGAAUACCUCAUACUGGAGAAAUGUGACAUCAACUGGUACAAAGCCCGCAACCAAUACGGGGAGGAGGGCUACAUCCCCAUCAACUACGUGACAGAGAAGAAGUUGGGGAACCUGGCACAGUAUGCCUGGUACAGUAAACAUGUCAACAGGGUCAAAGCUGAGGAACUACUGAGGAGAGAGGAUAAAGAGGGAGGAUUCAUGGUAAGAGACUCCAGUAACCCAGGAACAUACACCGUCUCCCUGUAUGCCAAAUCAGCAGGAGGUGCCGUUAUCAGGCAUUACCACAUCAGGGAGACGGAAGGCUGCCCCAGACAGUUCUACCUGACUGAGAAACACCUGUUCACCUUGAUACCUGACCUCAUAGAGUACCACAACCACAACGCUGCAGGUCUAGUAGCCAGGUUGAGAUAUCCAGUAGGACAGAAGGAUGGAUUGGCUCCCUCCACAGCAGGCUUUAGCUAUGAGAAGUGGGAGAUCAACCCUGUUGAGCUGACCUUCAUGAAGGAGCUGGGUUGUGGUCAGUUUGGGGUGGUGAGGCUGGGGAAAUGGAGAGCUCAACACAAAGUAGCCAUCAAGGCUAUCAGAGAGGGGGCCAUGUACGAAGAAGACUUCAUAGAGGAAGCCAAGGUUAUGAUGCGUCUCUCCCAUCCUAAACUGGUGCAGCUAUAUGGAGUGUGUACCCAUCAGAAACCCAUCUACAUUGUGUCUGAGUUCAUGGAACUGGGAUGCCUGCUCAAUCACAUCAGGCAGCGUCGGAACACCUUCAGCCCGGGGUCCUUACUGAGUAUCUGUCAGGACGUCUCAGAGGGGAUGGAACACCUGGAGGCAAACGGCUUCAUUCACAGAGACCUGGCAGCGAGGAACUGUCUGGUGAACGAUGCUCUGGUGGUGAAGGUAUCAGACUUUGGAAUGGCCAGGUACGUGCUAGAUGACCAGUACACUAGUUCAUCAGGCUCUAAGUUCCCAGUCAAGUGGUCUCCUCCUGAAGUGUUCAACUUCUGCAAGUACAGCAGCAAGUCUGACGUCUGGUCCUUCGGUGUGUUGAUGUGGGAGGUGUUUACAGAGGGGAAGAUGCCAUUUGAACACAACCCUAACCACGAGGUAGUGAUGAGAGUGUCACAAGGACACCGUCUCUACAGACCCAGGAUGGCCACGCCCAACAUCUAUGACAUCAUGCAGCUCUGCUGGCACGAGAGAGCGGAGGAAAGGCCAUCGUUCUCUCAGAUAUCCAUCUUGAUCUCUGCCGCUCUGGAAGAGGACAGCUUCUCCUCAGCCUGAACCGGCCAAUCAGAUCCUCUCCUCUGCCUGAACCGGCCAAUCAGAUCGCAACCACCAAUCGGAUCUCCUCAGAUCUACUCGAUGGAGGACAGCUUGAAUAAGGAUCGAAACAUUCCAUACCACUCUGUCGUGAUGGUUGAUCACAAUGGAUUUUGUUAGACAGAAAGCUCACGUCCAGAUACCAUAUACUGUUUUACCUCUUCUAUCCUGUCUGACAUGCUCACGUCCAGAUACCAUAUACUGUUUUACCUCUUCUAUCCUGUCUGACAUGCUCACGUCCAGAUACCAUAUACUGUUUUACCUCUUCUAUCCUGUCUGACAUGCUCACGUCCAGAUACCAUAUACUGUUUUACCUCUUCUAUCCUGUCUGACAUGCUCAUGUCCAGAUACCAUAUACUGUUUUACCUCUUCUAUCCUGUCUGACAUGCUCACGUCCAGAUACCAUAUACUGUUUCACCUCUUCUAUUCUGGACUGUCUUCAUUCUCUCCAGUCAUUUUGUAAUUUAACUGAACUAACUCAAGCCCUUUGCAUGUCCUAACACAGCUAGUCCUGUUAGUUUAUAUAGUUCAGUAGGUCCAUUCAUACAUCAUGUCCUGUUUCAAUACUCAAACGCAUGUCCUCAAUCCAGCUGUAUAUUUACAGUGCCUUGCGAAAGUAUUCGGCCCCCUUGAACUUUGCGACCUUUUGCCACAUU